This is a messenger RNA of Oppiella nova, 1791 nucleotides long. The record is from the annotation of a GenBank genome assembly. NCBI's taxonomy places the organism in Eukaryota, Metazoa, Arthropoda, Arachnida, Sarcoptiformes, Oppiidae.
GAGCGAGCCUUCGAAGUACCGCUGCUUAACGUGAGUCACUGCACGACCGCCAAGAAUGAGGUGACCCUCGAGUUCCACCACAACGACGACGCGCCCAACAGUCUCAUGGAAAUGCGUUUCCAUAUCCCGACCAUCGAUGGCGUGGAUCCGGCGCCGAAUUUCAUGGAGCAGGUGCUCGACAAGGCGUCCAUCAUUCAGGCCACCGGUGACGCGAUCGCCACCUUCAAGGAGCUCCAGUGUCUGACACCGAGAGGUCGGUACGAGAUUAAGAUCUUCCCGACGUUCAUCCAAUUGCACGGAAAAACCUUCGACUACAAGAUUCCCAUCACUUCGGUGUUACGUCUCUUCCAAUUGCCGCACAAAGACAGUCGACAAAUGUUUUUUGUCAUGUCUUUGGAUCCGCCCAUAAAACAGGGACAGACGAGGUAUCACUUCCUGAUACUGCUGUUCAAUAAGGACGAGGAACUGUCGCUCGAAUUGGGUAUCACUGAACGCGAGAUUAAAGACAAAUAUGAGGGCAAACUGCAGACCACAAUGUCGGGGCCCGUGUACGAGGUGUUGGCCAAACUCAUGCGAGUGUUAGUGCAGCGCAAGAUCACAAUACCUGAUCCGGCGUUCUGUUCGCCGAAAGACAUUCCGGUGAUCACGUGCUCGUACAGAGCCAGCGCCGGCCUCCUGUACCCGUUGGACAGGGGCUUCAUGUAUGUCCACAAACCGCCGAUUCAUAUCCGCUUCGAGGAGAUCCUGUCGAUCAACUUCGCCCGAAGCGGUGGUUCCACGCGUUCGUUCGACUUCGAGGUCGAAACCAAAUCGAGUUUUGUUCACACAUUCAGUUCCAUCGAGAAGGAGGAGUACUCCAAACUCUUCGACUUCGUGUCCAAAAAGAAUCUGCGGGUGAAGAACAGGGGGACGGAGGGCGAGAAGUCGCGUAAGACUCGAGUGGACGACGAUUUGGUGGACUCUGACGUUGAGGCCGAACCCGACGCUUACCUCCAGAGAGUCCGCGAAGAGGGAAGGAUUCGCACGGAAGCCGGCGAUGACUCCGACGAGUCGGACGUGUCCUUCAAUCCGGACGCCGAGAGCGACGACGUGGCCGAGGAGUUCGACUCUAACGCGAGCGCCAGUGACUCGGAUGAGUCGGGCGAUGAGGAGGGCGGCGGACACAAGAAGAAGGAAAAGCCGGUGAAAGAGAAGCCGAAGAAGAAGAAAAAGGAAAAGAAGGAGAAGUCGGGAAAGAAGCAGAAGAAGGAGAAGGACGAGAACCGGCCGAAGAGGCCAAUGACGGCCUACUUCUUGUGGUUGAAUGAGAACCGCGAGAAGCUUAAGGAGAAGCACCCGGGCAUUAGUGUCACCGAUCUGUCCAAAAGGGCGGGUGAGCUCUGGAAGGAUAAGGUGAAGGACAAGUCGAAGUGGGAACAGAUGGCAGUCGAGGCUAAGAAGGUGUACGAGAAGCAGAUGGAGGACUACAACGCCGGCAACUUUACGCCUAAAUCGCCCAAAAAGAAGUCGAAACCGGAGUCGAAGGGCUCGAAGGAGUCGCCGACGAAGAGUUCGAGUCAGAAGUUCAAGAGUAAGGAGUAUAUCAGCGAUUCGGACAGCAGUUCCAACAGUGGUUCCGAUUCGGACAAGAAGUCCAAGAAAUCGAAGGCUAAAAAGCCCGACAAAAAGGAUAAGAAAGAUAAGAAAGCGGACAAAAAGAAGUCGAAGAAAGAGGACUCGGAUGUGGAGAUGGCGUCCGAGGAGGAGGAGAGCGCGGCGUCCACUCCUGCCUCAGACGAUGACUCGGAUUAA